Molecule: messenger RNA, 1380 nt
Organism: Clonostachys solani
Lineage: Eukaryota; Fungi; Ascomycota; Sordariomycetes; Hypocreales; Bionectriaceae
Source: the annotation of a GenBank genome assembly
AUGUCUGUCACGGACGUGCAAGACAUGAGGGCAGAGCAGAUAUACCGCCCACUGGACUUCUCCAAGAACGAAAUUCGCCUGCUCGAAUUUAAGGAUCAUGUCUGCGAUAGAGAAGUCCCAUUGCAAUUGGAUCUAUACCACGUAUCGUUGGAUGAUUGGGACCCUGAGUUUGUCACUUUGCGAAACCAAAAUCCAUCGGCGGAUAUCUUGCAACUCGCCCAAGCCGAGGAGAAUACAAUAUUCAAGUGGGGGAUUUAUACCUGCUUGAGCUAUACACGGGGAGACUGCGAGGGAGAGAAGGCGACAAUCUUCGUCAACGGUGUCGCGACACCUGUGGACAAAUAUCUAGAGCAUGCUCUGCGAGAUGUGGGCGGUUCCGAUCAUGUGCAUCAGCUAUGGGUCGACGCUCUCUGUAUCAAUAAUGCUGACACGUUUGACCGGAAUCAACAUGCUCUGCGCAGAAAGGUUAUCUUCGGCCACGCCUGGAGAAUUCUAGCAUGUGUCCACGACAGCAAAGAGCUCACGGAUUAUGAGCUUGGUUAUAUCCAUUCAGACCAGCCGGGAGAUGCGAUAGAUUGGUAUUGCGAAUUCCUGAUGAUGGAUUGUGGCAGGCAAGUUCUUGAAGAGGCUCUCGGAGUCCGGCAUCGGAACUGGGGAGCGGCGGAGCAACAAGAAGAGAUCAUCAGGGAUGAGAUAACUGCUCCGCUUGCUUUAAUGUUUGAUGAACAUUUGGGAGUGCCCUGGCGCAAGGAUCGAGAGAGCGACUCGGGCGAUGAAGAUUGGCACGAACCCGAACCCUGCAAUGUCCGCUUUUUGGACAUAAUCCAGUCAUACCUAUUGACGCUUCUCCAGAAGCAAUAUUGGUCGCGUCUAGAGAUUAUCCAAGAGCUGACAGAAAAUCCUGACAAAACCCUCUUGCAGUGGGGGCAUAGUUGGGGAGCCCAGCCGAUUCCGUUCCCGGUCUACCUGGCUCUAGGCGACGUCUUACUCAACUUACACAAAGAUGAGGAGCCCGCGGACCCAGAGCUUUGGAAGAAGUUGAAACCCAAGCUGGAUCUCUGGUCAUUCAUCACCAGAAGGAAGGAGCUGGAGACUGCGACAGGCGGUGCGGAACGGUUGGACAAUGUCGGCGUCAGGGAGUUGAACUCACUCGUUGCGCGUGCAAGUUGCACGUUCCCACAGGACAGAGUGUACGCCAUACUGGGCUUGUUCCCGCCGUCUGUUUCAGGCGCCGUUAGGGUCGAUUACAACCAGGAUGCGGCAGUGACCAUGGCCCAGUUUCGCUCCGUGGUCCCAGGCUGGAACUGCAACCGACUGGAGCCGAGAAGCGAAAGUGACGAUGAGGGAGUCUGCCAGGGUUCGAUGAUGGAACUAGAUUGA